Seriola dumerili (greater amberjack) is the source of this 1513-nucleotide messenger RNA. RefSeq names its product claudin-4-like. The transcript is spliced from 2 exons. The record is from RefSeq and is a predicted model, not a curated record. Gene Ontology annotation, biological process: cell adhesion; bicellular tight junction assembly. Gene Ontology annotation, cellular component: plasma membrane; bicellular tight junction. Lineage: Eukaryota; Metazoa; Chordata; Actinopteri; Carangiformes; Carangidae. The coding region runs from base 311 to 868 and encodes 185 amino acids. Gene Ontology annotation, molecular function: structural molecule activity.
CAAAUAUCUGAGGGCCUUCUUGAUUUUGCCCUUCAAGCUCCUGUUGGUCCAGCAGGUAUGCCUCCUCCUCAAGCGAUCAGGAAUCAGGACAAGCAGGAAACCUGAUCUGCAAACUAGCACAGUCCCCUCCCUGCUACUCUUCCUUCUCAUACCAGCAGAGCAAAACAGCAAAACACAACCAGCAGCGUGCGUUUGUGAGUAAGUUUGUGAUCAAGAUGAUCUUCUGCUCAAACGAAGGUGGAUUUUGUUGGUUUCUUUGACAUUUAAAAGAACUUUCGAAUACGUGCACUGGAUUUGUGUUUUUGGAAACAUGCGGAACCAGCUCGUUGGUAUGUGUUUGGCAAUCAUCGGCUUUCUUGGCACCAUCCUUAUCUGUGGGCUGCCCAUGUGGAAGAUGACGGCCUUUGUUGGGGCAAACAUCAUCACCUCUCAGGUCUUCUGGGAAGGUUUAUGGAUGAACUGUGUGAUCCAGAGCACGGGCCACUCGCAGUGUAAAGCCUAUGACUCCAUUCUGGCUUUACCGCAGAACCUGCAGGCCUCCAGAGCUCUGAUCUGUGCUUCCAUCGCUGCCAGCGUGGUGGCCAUCGGGCUCACUGUGGUCGGGGUCCGCUGCACCAACUUCUUUCGUGAUGACUUGCUGACCAAAGCCAACACUGGCCUCGCCGGAGGUGUGGUGUUCAUAAUAGCAGGGCUCCUGUGUUUAAUUCCUGUCAGCUGGUCAGCUUACAGCAUCAUCACAGGUUUCUACAACCCACUGCCCACCAGUGAGAGGAGGGGAGAGCUGGGAGCCUCCAUAUAUGUGGGCUGGGCGUCUGGAGCUCUGCUCGUCAUUGGAGGAGGGGUGCUGUGUAGCACCUACAGGUGCUGAGGCAGAGAAGAAGAGAGAACGGAGAACACCAUGACAUCCAUUAAAUACAUACUUCAGUUGAAAAUGUACAGUCCUGUGUUCAGUGAUGUUCAUUUGAUUAAAGCUCCUUUUUUUAACCUUUAAUUGCACUGCACUGACAUUUCACAACAAAUCAGAUUCAAAUCUGUGUAAAAUAUUAAAAUGUAGCAUGUUAAAAGUUUGAAAUAACUAGAAUAACAGCCAGUGUUGUUUGUUUUUGAAAGUGAAGAAUGAAAAACAUGAAGUCUGGUCAAGCUAAUAGUUGUAUAAUGUGAUGCUGCAGGAUGUUAACUGCUAAGGGUGUUUUAGUAUGUAUAGGACAAAUUUUGAUGUUUCACGAAUAAUCACUUUAAUCACAAAGAUUUAUAAAAGACAUUUAUCGUGUUUGAUAAUCUUAUAUUUACAGUAUUUCUUAAAAAAAGAAAACAAUUGCUGGUGUGAAGAACUUUCAGAAUUAAGCAAAUCAGAAAAAACUGAGAAAAAGUUAUUACUCUUAAAACAAGAGUUGUGAAAGAAGUGAAAUUGUACUGGGAACAUCUGUAAGGACUCACUUCACUGUGUUUUUCUAUGAUUAACUGAACUACAUGUUUGCUAAGGUGUCCAGUUGUUGAGUGUGUUUUGCCAUGA